AAGGCUCAUAUAUCCAAUUGUAGUAGUAGACGAAAGUUUCGCCAAAAUUUAUUUUUUGCGGCUCUCAUAACUCAAGUGCCUGAGAGAUUAUGAUAGAAUUUGUUUGGGUCAAGUUUUCGAGUGAAAUGACACGAAAAGAUUGUUUCCAUAUUGUCUCGUCCAGUUCUUGCUUUAUUUCCUUUUGUAGUACUAGUCAUAUACGGCUUUCACUAGGUCGCAAUGAUAGUGGGUCAACUGAUUUUCCAAAAAAGCGGUACAGCUGUCCAAGAAGACGAGUUGAAUAUAGUAUUCGGUUCCUUGAGAUGAAAAAAGCGCCUUCUUCGAAGCCACCCUUAAAUGUGCCAAGUGGAAUCUUACUUGGUGUGUCUUGUGUGUUAGCGAUUGCUUUUGUUGGUUCUAUUUUUGAACUCAGUUCCGGACAUCCUCAAUAUGGGAGAGAAUUGACAAGCGUUAUUUUAGUGAGUUCUUUACCUUCGUUUCUGUUUCUUUUCUAUGCAGCCAUUCAGAAAGUAUCUUUUCUUGGUGGAUUCUAUGGGUUUAUCUGAAACUUCUUAGGGAAAAGACGAGUCAAAUACUUCUAAUAGUAUGUAACAACCGAAAACUAUAUAGAGAGGGACUUGGGGUUAUUAUAAAAUGGGAACGAUUCCACGCUUCGAAUUUUUAUCGGUCCACACAAAACAGCCAAAAA
Messenger RNA from Galdieria sulphuraria, 688 nucleotides. RefSeq lists its product as hypothetical. The coding region runs from base 90 to 545 and encodes 151 amino acids. NCBI's taxonomy places the organism in Eukaryota, Rhodophyta, Bangiophyceae, Galdieriales, Galdieriaceae. The transcript has 2 exons. The record is from RefSeq and is a predicted model, not a curated record.